AUGUUUGCAUGUCCGAUGGACAAUUGCAACUACAGAGGUAAUCAAAAUCAGGAUAGUCAAAGAGGUUACCAGAGGUUCGCGUGCCCCCAAUGCGGAAGGCAGUACAAGUACAAGGGAGGUCUUUACAGGCACGUGAAGUACGAGUGCGGCGUUGAACCGCAGUUCUCGUGUCCUUACAAAGGAUGCCAGUACAGGUCGAAGAUCAAGUGCAACAUGAAAUCGCACAUGCGACGGCACACCGACCUCCUCAAAGACACCAACAAACAUAUCAAACUCAUCGCCAGUCGACCGAGCAGCCAAAGUUACCAGAAGUUCUUCUGCGAUCGUUGCGGAAAAGGGUACAAGCAUAAACCAUCUCUGUACACGCACAAGAGGUUCGAAUGCGGUAUAGAACCGCAGUUCGUGUGUCCGAACGAGAAUUGCGGAAAGAAAUUCAAGAUACGCGCCAAUUUGAGGACGCACGUCUACAAAUUGCAUCCGGAGUUCUACUCGUACGAUCCGCCCUUCCAUUACAAGUAUCAGUGA
Messenger RNA from Nicrophorus vespilloides, 525 nucleotides. Its product is annotated as Krueppel-related zinc finger protein 1-like. Gene Ontology annotation, biological process: regulation of transcription by RNA polymerase II. NCBI's taxonomy places the organism in Eukaryota, Metazoa, Arthropoda, Insecta, Coleoptera, Silphidae. Bases 1 to 525 code for a protein of 174 amino acids. The transcript has 4 exons. Gene Ontology annotation, cellular component: nucleus. The record is from RefSeq and is a predicted model, not a curated record.